Harpegnathos saltator (Jerdon's jumping ant) is the source of this 3786-nucleotide messenger RNA. RefSeq names its product UPF0692 protein CG33108. The record is from RefSeq and is a predicted model, not a curated record. Bases 638 to 1387 code for a protein of 249 amino acids. The transcript has 4 exons. Lineage: Eukaryota; Metazoa; Arthropoda; Insecta; Hymenoptera; Formicidae.
AGUGUGCGAGAAAGAAUACACAGUAAAAACAGCGCACGAUUAACGACUUGCCUAGCGCCAUCUAGCAAGAGUCGAAAGGACCUUUCCUUUUCGAGUAGCGUGACUCAACGACAAACAAACAGCAAACUCGGACGAACGCGAGUCGACUCGUCUCUCUCUGCUCGUAGCAGAACUUACUCGGAGUGUGUUCCUAUCGGUGGUUAUGGACGGAUGUAGUAUGGGAGUUUGGUAGCGUCUACAAACAUUCAUUGUUCGUUGGUCGUAAUUUGUCGAUCGUCGGCAAUUGACGACGAAGUGUCUGCGAGCGAGGCUUGAUGCGGUGUACUCGCUCUCACCGAAAGAAUUGGAGAGAAUCGUCGCCAAGUAUUAUGGUACUUGGGCUACUAUGGAAAUCAGUGACUCGCGCGUGAUGUCGGUGAUGUAGAGAUACUUGAUAUAGGAAAGAAUCGUACGAGAGACACCGAAAAGUUUUUUACAGCAAACGAGGACGAACGAAUGUCAUCGAAACAUUGUGGUUGUGAACAAUGGUGGGAUUAAAUCUCGUCGUGUCCGUGGAUGAUAAUUCCUAGUUGCUAAAACGUUUAUCCUCUUUACAUCCACGAUACAGCGAUUAUCUAUCUGCAUUUGGCAUUGAGAAAUGCCAGCACUACCUCCGCCCCUUCCGAGUUUGCCAGAGGUACCUAUGUGUGAGAAAACAGAAGUCAGCGAUACCGAUUCUUUGCCCCCUUGGGCUAAAAUUACGCUUACAUCUGCGGAAGCUGAAAUAGAAAAGCUGAUAUCACGAAACGAAUUGAAAGAUGCAGAGGUAACUUACUUCUGUCAAGUGGAACCGAUCCUUCAAGAUGGGCCACAAUGUGGUUUAGUGGCACUUGCAAUGGCAUCGCAGGAAUACACGAAACCAGUCUCUGUGAGCCAAUUACUUGCCGAAGCUCGUGUUCGAGGAUUUACGCAACAUGGAGAGGUAUAUAGUGUUGAUUUCAUGGGAACACUAGCUGCGGAAUAUUUGCCCGAUCAUAGGCCGGAUAUCCUGGUGGAUUUACAACAGUGCCCAGAUACAUUAACUCACGCUUUAGCACAUGGAGCAAUGGUGCUAAUUCCAUACGAUUCCGACUUUAACCAUGCUCCGUGUCUGAAGAGGGGCCAUAAAGCACACUGGGCAUUGCUCGUGGGAUUAAUUUCUUCUAGACAAGGAUACUAUGUCUUGGCACGUCACGGUAAGUCACGUCAUCUAGCUUGUUGGCCGUUGCGCGAUUUAAUCGAAAGUAACGGCAACUUGGAGGAAGAAGGUACAGCAAGACACGCAGGGGGAUAUGUUAUACCAAAGGGCGGUGUCGGUGGUCAAAGAGGUUUACGCGGCAGAGCAUUGGCGUUACAUCCAUACAUAUAGAGAGAGUCGUGUACGUAAGAAACGUACGUAGGUAUAAAUGGCGAUAUCAAUGAAAGAGAAGAAAAGUUGAUCGAUACAACGUAUCUGUUACUGUAUUUGCAUUCUGACACUCCACGACGAGCGAAAUAUUCAAGGCAAUAUUUGCACACAGCUUUCGCAACAGCUAAUUCAACUAAUAAUUAAUAAUUGUGUAAUACGCGAUGCUUUGAUUAAUGUAUAUUUGAAUUGGCGCGAGAGAGAGAGAGAGAGAGAGAGAGAGAGAGAGAGAGAGAGAGAUGUGCGCGCGUAUGUGUGCGUGUGUGUGUAUUAUAUAUACAUAUGUGCAUGUGUGCACGUAUACACAUACAUUUCACGCAAUGUUGGUUGCAACUCAGUCUACUUACUGAGAGAGAGAGAGAGAGAGAGAGAGAGAGAGAGAGAGAGAGAGAGAGAGAGAGAGAGAGAGAGAGAGAGAGAGAGAGAGAGAGAGAGAGAGAGAGAGAGAGCUACGUUCUGGCACUAGACUUCACAUGACUCCAAGUAGUCGUAUUUUCGCUUUCCUCGAAUUACACGAUGUAAAUAAGGAUUAACAAGAGGUUGAAGCACGAGAGUGUGAUGUGUGCGAUUAAACACUGGCGAUUCCUGGUAGCGAUGCAUUCCUAUCAAGUCGAGACACAUGGCAAAUACACAUAUGGCAUGCAUAGAGAGAUAGAUACAGAUGGAACACUCACUUCAAAAUGUUUACAUAAGUAAAUGUGUAUACAUAUAUGUAUUAGGUAGGCGUUUUAUCAAAAGUCAUUAUUAAUUCAGAUCGAAAGAUCAAAAAUGUAUAUUUCUUUAGAUAGGGCAUAUUAUGUAGAUUUUCAACGGUAAUUAUAGUUUCCGUCUUAUGUUGGUGCAAUAAAUAAAGAGUAAAUCUAUUAUAUGACAACUUUUUUAGGCAUUGAAUUUCAAGCUUGUCACUGAAUAUGUUGUAUCGGUUUUGAUGUAGGGUUCUUGAGAUAUGAAUGAGUGCACGUUGUGUGCACGUUUAGUUUUCGAACGUUUAUAGAGAGUGUCGGAAGAUAAGGUCAAGCGGUCGUCAGUAACGGGACUGACGGUAUUAUUAUACGUAUUUAAAUCUCCCGUAUAUUGGCUGUGAUUUUUUGGCAGAGACGUCGACGCCAGCCGAAUGACCGAACAUCCGUAUCGCAACAACUUGCCGAAGCAUAAUCCAUACAGGACUAAUUAUACAUUUAUCUUUUGCUCAUUUCCUGCUUCUCUCCUCGUCUAUUGCCGUCUUGACCUUACCUUUCGAACAACGUUCGAAACAUCUAGACUAGAGAAAUAUGAUAGUUUUCUUUUUGUGCACGUUUCGCGAUAUCGCGCAAAUACAUUUUCUUUCGCUACAUAUAUUACAAAUUGUCGCGUUUAACAAUGUAGCGAGAGGAAUCGUUAGAGAUUACAGUGAAAUUGAUCAUUAUUGCCAGAGUACGAAUGUUAGAACUCCAAAUGUCAUGUAUCAUUAUAUUGUCGCGUCGAUAUUUGUUGUCGGCCAGGUGAAUAAUUGGAAAGUCGACAGCUCGCUUCGACAUUCAAGCCACACGAAAUUUCAGUAUUACACACAAUUUCUUAGUCUGGUGAGGAAAAACUGCGCCACCCCGAUAAAAUUUUAUCAAUUGUUUCCUUUUUAGAUCUCGCUUGUCUUUUGAUAUUUUUUGCUAUAUAAAAUUCUUGAGUAUAGUUCUCUAAAUAUAUAUAAAAUAAAAGACUCGAAGAUACUCGAUGAUUGCGACUGAUCUUCUCAGUCACAUAUGGUGGUAUAUUUCAUACAUUUUGUAUUCAAGUUCGUCAAUAAUUAAAAAACUUGAAGAAAUAAAUUAGUAGACUUACACAGUUUCAAAUUAAUAAGGGAAGAGAGAGAAAGAGAGAGAGAGAGAGAGAAAGAGAGAAAAGUCUUUUUAAAAUAAAUUUUACCAAAGUGCCGUGAAAAAAAGGAAUACAAGAUCGAAGUCGACUUACUAUAUAGAAAAUAUGCAUAAAAAAUCUACGCUGUUAUCCAGCUUUUCCGUUUCAUCGCUGCAUCAUAUAAUCACAAUACUCUGUAAAAAAAAUUUGUUAAUAAUGAUAUAGAUUUCUACGGUUUUUCUUUUCUUCCUUUUAACAUUUCAUACAUGUCCAGACAAUACAAAUGUCUGAAAAUGAAUUUUUCGGAUAUUAAGACGUUUUUUAGAUAGUUGUACGAUGUUUCUUAGACAUUUGUGUCAUUUGAAUGCGGAAUCGAAGUGAAAUAUCUUCUCUGUGGAAAUUAACUAAUGUAAGCAGAGUGUAUGUAAAAGUACAAGAGAGAAUAAUGUCUUCCGUUACUAUCACGAUACAGUCUUGUCAUGAAUUUGUAAGAGAGAAUGAACAAAAAAACAGAAUAUAUGAGAACUAUAAAU